Messenger RNA from Lodderomyces elongisporus, 918 nucleotides. RefSeq names its product rRNA-binding ribosome biosynthesis protein (gene NOP15). The coding region runs from base 1 to 918 and encodes 305 amino acids. The record is from RefSeq and is a predicted model, not a curated record. Lineage: Eukaryota; Fungi; Ascomycota; Pichiomycetes; Serinales; Debaryomycetaceae. Gene Ontology annotation, molecular function: RNA binding. The transcript has a single exon. Gene Ontology annotation, cellular component: nucleolus. Gene Ontology annotation, biological process: maturation of LSU-rRNA from tricistronic rRNA transcript (SSU-rRNA, 5.8S rRNA, LSU-rRNA).
AUGGCUAGAAAACAGGUUAAUACCAAAUCGGUAUCAAAUGGUGGCUCUAAGAAGACUGCAGAUGCCAAAAGUGCCAAAAAAGUGGUAAAGAAACAACCUAAGGAAGAAGUAGAAGAACAGGCAGAUGAUAUCAAUCUCCCGUCCUCCUCAUCGGAGGAUGAAGGAUCUGGAAAUGAAAAUAAAGAUUCAAAAGUGACGGUGAAUGCUGAAGAAUAUGAACUUUCAAGUGAUGAUUCAGAAGACGACAAUGAAGAAGAAAAAGAAGAAGAAGAAGAAGGAGAGAGUGAAGCAGCAGCAUCAGCAACAACAGCAGCAGCAGCUGUUGAUGACGAUGAUAGUGAUGAUGAAUCCUCAUCCGAUGACUCUGAUCUUGAUGUUCAAGGUUCUCUUGAGCCAGUUGCCGCGGGCCAUAAAGUAAAUAAACAAUUGAAGAAAGCUUCGAGCACAUCUAAAACUAGUUCAAGUGAUAAAAAGUCCAAACGUGGAGUGAUAUAUAUUGGUCGUCUUCCGCUGGGAUUCCAAGAGUCGGAGCUUCGUACAUACUUUACACAAUUUGGAAACAUCACACAAUUAAUUCUUUCACGAAACAAAAAGACUGGUAAAUCCAAGCAUUUUGCACAUAUUGAAUUUGACUCACCCGAAGUUGCCAAGAUUGCAGCAGAGACAAUGGACAACUACUUGUUGUUUGGUCAUUUGAUCAGGUGUCAAGUUGUUGAGAAUCCACAUAAAGAGUUGUUCAAAAAUGCCGGUAGGAAAUUCAAAGUUGUUCCUGUGCACAAGAUUGUUAAGGACAAGCAUGAGAAACGCAAGACUAAGGAAGAGUGGGCUACUAUUGUAGAGAAAUUCGAGGCUAGUAAGAAAAGAAAGGUUGAAGAGUUGAAAGCUAAAGGGUUUGACUACGAUUUAGCCUCUAUAUAA